Xylona heveae TC161 is the source of this 491-nucleotide messenger RNA. RefSeq lists its product as hypothetical. The transcript has a single exon. Lineage: Eukaryota; Fungi; Ascomycota; Xylonomycetes; Xylonales; Xylonaceae. The record is from RefSeq and is a predicted model, not a curated record. Bases 197 to 472 code for a protein of 91 amino acids.
AGAUAUCAUGGAUAGCAUCCGAAGACCAAAAAUAUCUGCCUGCACAUCACGCUUCCCAUAUUUCACCGGCGUGAUAUUCUUUUUCUGCAUAUAUGGUUCUAUGUAUUCUUGCAACAAAAUGGUUUUCAAUAUUUCAGAAUCUCUGUUCAUUUGGCGGUGCUGUUGCUUGCAUGUUCUAUUGUGUGACUGCGCUCAAAUGUCCACAUGCGCGGAGAUAUGGGCUAUUCACCCACGUUGGCCUUCGUUUCCUGUUCAACAAUGGUUUUCUCCCUUAAAAUUCUUGGUAUUUGUUUUUGCAGCCCCGUCUGACUCCUUCCUUCAACAAAAUCCGACCUCAGUGGCUUCGGAUCAAUGUCCGGACAUUGAUUUCUCCUUUCAGCUUGAGAUAUUGUUUUCUAGCUCUCAUUCAGAGCUUACCUGCUGCGAACGAGAUUCUUUCAGAGCCAGGUACUGGCAAUUUCUCACCGACUAGUAGGUAGUGGGCCCUCGCU